UCUGCAAUUCCCUCCACAGCUUCAAAGAGGUGGUAAAUGCUUCCCCCUGUGCCAGAUGACCGACCUUCGCACCUUUUGCACCUUCUGUGUCAGAGGGACAUCCACGGGAGCGCGCACCGCGACCAAAAAGUGACUUUAGCUGAUGGUGCGACUGGACUGUGUCCUCUGAGUUUCAUUUCUUCUCUGAUAAGUUGGCGUGCAUCCUGCAAAGUAGCCCAGUCGGUGUCUUCCGUCUUUGAUCUGCUGGCCAAGGAUGGUACUGGAUCAUAAGAGCGCAUUUCGCGCCUCCGUUUUGCUGGCGUGUGUGAUAAUCUGCAGUAACGUGCUAUGUCCCGUCGGUGCCUAUCUCUACAACAACCGCUACGCAGGUGAUCAAGUCUUCAGGAUAACCCCGAGUAAUGACGAGGAGGUCCAAGUGCUCAAGAACAUUCUGGGACACAUGAAGGUGGACUAUUGGCAGCCCAACAGUGCCACUCUAAUCUGUCAAAAUGUCACAGUGGACGUCCAUGUGAAACACAAUGACACACGAGGCUUACGUGCACGCUUAAAGCGGGAACAUAUUGAUUAUCGGGUGUUUAUCUCCAAUCUGCAGAAGGAAAUUGAAAAGCAGACGGGAUAUCGCUCCUCUCGCAAGCGGAGGUCAGAGUCUCAGUAUGACUACGAGGUUUACCACUCACUGGAAGAGAUCCAAAGCUGGAUGUUUGAGAUGAACAGAACCCAUUCUGACUUGGUUGACAUGUUCUCCAUUGGGAAGUCGUACGAGGGAAGACCGCUUUAUGUGCUUCAGAUAGGAAAGAGAAGUCGUCAUCAGAAGAAAGCUGUUUGGAUCGACUGUGGCGUCCAUGCCAGGGAGUGGAUAGGACCUGCCUUCUGCCAGUGGUUUGUCAAAGAGGCCAUCAACUCAUACCAGCAUGACUCGGUGAUGAGACGACUGCUGAACCAGCUCAACUUCUACAUCAUGCCUGUCUUCAACGUGGAUGGAUAUCACUUCAGCUGGACCACGGAUCGGUUCUGGAGGAAAACACGGUCCAAAAACCACAAGUUCCACUGCAGAGGAGUGGAUGCUAACAGAAACUGGAAAGUCAAAUGGUGUGAGGAAGGUGCCUCUUCUCAUCCCUGUGAUGACACGUACUGUGGUCCCUUCCCUGAGUCUGAACCUGAAGUCAAGGCCGUCGCCAAGUUCUUGCGCAAGCACAAAAAGCGCGUCAAAGCCUAUAUAUCCAUCCACGCCUACGCUCAAAUGCUGCUUUAUCCCUAUUCCUACAAGUAUGCCACUAUCCCCAACUUCAACUGCGUGGAGUUGGCAGCUCAUAACGCAGUGACAGCCCUGUACUCUGCCUAUGGAGUGAGGUACAGAUAUGGACCUGCCUCCACAACCUUGUAUGUCAGCUCAGGCAGCUCUAUAGACUGGGCCUACAGAAACGGGAUCCCAUACGCGUUUGCAUUUGAGUUGAGGGACACAGGAUACUUCGGCUUUCUUCUGCCUGAGUCCCUGAUCAACCCGACCUGCACUGAGACUAUGCGGGCAGUGAAGGCCAUUGCAUCAGGUCUGCUUAAGAAGUGUGAAACAGAUCGGGACAGAUUUCCAUAUAUAUGAGCGCACUGUGGGUCCCCGGAGCUCCACCAUCACAGUUACUUAUCUCAACACCUCAUAUUCCUCUGAGAUUUCAUAUUCCUCCAAGAUAUUAUCAGGUGAGGAGCUGAGGAGAAGCAGCAAAGUAUGAAUUUUAAUUUGCCUUUCUCGUGUUUGGGGUUGUAAGCCGUAUUUUCCUUUACUGAUGAAAUAUGAUCUGAUGGUGGCAGGUGUCAAUAACCAUGAAUCUAAUUAGUGACCAGCCUGUUUACAUAGAUCAUUACGUGUCCAAAGUCAGUGUCCUGAGCUCGAAUCCUUUCUAGCAUGUAAUCCUCUACACCUUCCCCAAAUUCUUAAUUGCUCUCGACUUACAAAAAUUAUUAAUAAUGCACACUUUUCCACGACAUAAGCUGAAUGGUGGUCACGUGAGCACUUGUCACAAUACAACAGCACUUUCCUCUAAAGAGACAGCUCAGAUUUUAAUGUCUUCCAAAAUCACGAGAACUGUUUUUAUUCGGGUUGCUUUUUAUUUUUUAAAUAGUCCUACCAAGUGCCAGUAUCUUAAUAUUAAAUGCCUUUAUUACUGCAACAUUGUUGGUGUAUAUGAUAUGCUAUCAUCUGACAAUCUUGGGUUUGGUUUAAAUUGAGAUUUUUUUUUUUGUUUGAUUUCUUUUUCAUUUGGUUCAGAUUGAGAUUUGGAUUAAAUGACCUGUCACUGCAGCAGCUCACUGUGUCAUCACUCAGGUACGGAUCAAUGACAGAGUCAGAAAUGUUUACUUUUGACAGCUUAUGUGCUUAAUAAGAGAUUCUAAUAAAUGUACAAUAUCUGACUUGAAUAGAUAUUGUUAUAUAACAAUAAAUGUUCAUGUUUUUACAUUCAUCUCAUCCUUACAUCUCUACUAUUUAUUUGAAAGCAGUAAAAUGUCACAGCUGUCGCCCAUAUUUGUGUUUUGUACAUCUUUUGUACACAUGUUGAUAAUAAACAUUAUUUUACUGGUGUAUUUUUUUAUUAUGAUAAACUCACUGAGCUGUCACAGGUCAGUGAGUUUAUAGCUUCAGGCACAACACUUUAAAUCAAAUUCUCUCUUCCAAACGUCCUCCUCUUUCUCUUUCCCACUCUUCAUAUCCAGUCUCUGAUUCUGCAGCUCUGCUCUUAUUUAUGGAUUCAGAAAUGGUGGAACUGACAUUCAAGACAUCCCAAAGUGAAAGUGAACUCUGCCGCCCACAACUGCCAAAUCUGUGUUGUCAAAUUGCCAGAUUUUCUGGAUGUACUUGCUGUCGGACUUUGCUAAAUGUUGCACUAGGCUGUAACAGGCUUUAGCAAUACUAAACAUGCAGGUACACACAGUUAUAGAUAAGGUGAAGCAAAGUGAUGGCAGGAUUAAAUAAAAAGGUGUUGUGAAAUUUACAACAUAAUGACCACAGACAGCAACAAAAUCUGUGCUAUUUUUAUUUUAAGAUUAUGUUUAAUGUCUAUGUUUAAGGUUUUUCUUUUCAUCCUUGAGCAAGGGUGUAGAUUUUGUUUAGGUAUUGAUGAGGGGGCACAUGAAACAGGAGGGUUUGGGGAUCCUUUGGUACAAAAUUUUUAGCAUCUAACAUAAUUUCCUGCACUCUGGUGAUUUUUUAAUGUACCAAUUUGUGCCUUUUCUGCAUGUAAACAUAUUUACUUCUGUCAAAACAAAAGUCCUUGGCUUCUGUGUUUUUACUGGGGGGACAAAUGCACAAGAUCUAAAUAUUGAGGGGGAAGUGUUGCCCCCCGAAAUUUAUGCCUAUGUCCAUGGGAAGGGGUGACAUUAAAAAAAAAAAUCUAACUCUUUAAAAUAGAUUUUUUUUUAAAUAAAUAUGGGUGAUCGGGAGAUGUUGGAGUGUAAAAUCUUUGUUUUCAAUUAUGAUGAUCAGAGAAUCAAAAAAAGACUUAUUUUUCUUGUAAAUGUCAAACUUUUCAUUAUAUUUAAUAUAUUAUUAUUAAUUUCUAUAAUCAUUGGUGUAAGGUAGUAACGAUGGGCCCCAGUUCAUGUUGUGCACAUAUCGUCUUGUUACAUGUUCAGAGACUUGACAAUGAAUAACAUCAACAUAUAUAUUACUCGUCAAUCAUUGUUGCAUAUCUAUAUAGAACAAAAAAUACCAACAAAAAUAAGAAAUUAUUGAUUUAAUUUAACAAUUUUAAUAUUUGCUAAUACUUACUUAUUGUUAUAGAAUAUUUGAUUAUUAGAAUAGAUGAUUUACAGUUAUAGAAUAAGCAUAUAUUUUGGUAUAGAUGCUAUUGACUUCUUUACAAAAAAAAUAAUAAGCAUGAUGGAGAUGGGUUUGUCUUUUUCAAAGACAUAUAUAACAAAUGGCACUAUAUGACAGUUCUUCUGUCACCACAGGCAUACUUUCAAGGUGGCAAUCACUCAUAAGGGCCCAUUCUCCACUCAACACAUUGUUAGAAGGCCCACUCUCUCUGUGGGUCCCCUACAUCAUGGGCCCCAAUGCAACAACACUGCCUGCACUGUCUAGAUUUACACCCCUGCCUGUAAUAUGUCUGUUAAAAUACCAAACAUUUUCUUGUUUCCCUGUUUACCAGAUUUUUACACAAAUUGUUAAAAGAAAAUACAGGCUUGGGCUUGGUUUGGGGGUACCCCUCUGGACAUUUUGAGCAUCAAACACUUAACUUUUUGCCUUGUGAAUUUUUCUGCACCAGUUUGUACCUUUUCUGCAUCAAUUUAUCUUGUAACUGUCUUUAAUUUUGUCAAAAUAAAAGUCCUCUAGUACUUUACUGUUGUUACUGGAGGUGGCAUAUUCACAUGUUCUAAAUCUGGGGUGGCAAAUGUACAACCCCUGGGCCAGAAUCAGCCCACCAAAGGGUCCAAUCCAGCCCACUAGAUGACUAGACUAAGUCAAGUUAAACAAUGCUGACUUGUAAAAUUCUGCUUCAGAAGCUUUUCCACCGCAACCAGAAUACAGUUCUCUGAUAUAAUAAUGAAUACUAAAUAUUUCCAUGUUUAAAGACAUUGAACAUUGU
Messenger RNA from Epinephelus fuscoguttatus (brown-marbled grouper), 4577 nucleotides. It is a transcript of the gene cpa6, whose product is annotated as carboxypeptidase A6. Gene Ontology annotation, biological process: proteolysis. The transcript is spliced from 11 exons. Gene Ontology annotation, molecular function: zinc ion binding; metallocarboxypeptidase activity. Lineage: Eukaryota; Metazoa; Chordata; Actinopteri; Perciformes; Serranidae. Bases 254 to 1597 code for a protein of 447 amino acids. The record is from RefSeq and is a predicted model, not a curated record.